AUGGCAAAACCUGUGGAAAGUGUUCCGGAAGAGCUGGAAGAGGUCGACGUGGUGGAGCCAGAACGCAAGCCUCACGAAGAGCCGGAUAGAGGGCAAGUGGAGGAGCCAGAACCCAAGCCCCACAAAGAGCCGGACAGAGGACAAGUGGAGGAGCCAGAAUCCAAGCCCCACAAAGAGCCGGAUAGAGGGCAAGUGGAGGAGCCAGAACCCAAGCCCCACAAAGAGCCGGACAGAGGACAAGUGGAGGAGCCAGAACCCAAGCCUCCGAAAGAGCCGGAUAGAGGGCAAGUGGAGGAGCCAGAACCCAAGCCCCACAAAGAGCCGGACAGAGGACAAGUGGAGGAUAGUCCUCCGCCAGCUGCAGAGCAGCCUGUGCCUCAUCCUGCCUCUGCGCCUUCGGGAAGCAAAGCUCCCGCACCUGCUGACACGGGAGCCCCGGCAAAGAGCCAAAAGCAGGCUUCGCAGUCGUGGUGGGGUCGCUUUUCUUCAUUUUUCGUCGCGUCCCCACCCGAGAAGAAGGCGGAGCCUCAGGCAGAGCCGUCAGAGCCUCGUGCAUCUGCAGUUCAGCCGGAACCUCCGCUCCCGGCCCCAGCGAGUCCACCACCUUCCGACUCCGGUUCGAGGACGGACGAAGCACAGCCAGCCCAGCCAGCUGAAAAGCCUCCAGCAGAUGCACCUCUGGUGUCAAGAGUCUCGAAAGAACUCCCAGCCGUAGAGCCGAUGCCGGCUCCGAAAGCGACUGCUCCCGACGAGCAGGCUAAGGGGUGGGCUCCGGAUGACGACGAAAGGGCGAUCAUCGCGCGGUUUGCGAAGCGCUGGCAGGCCAAGGCCAAGCUGUCAGCAAAGACAAAGAGCAGUCUCGCAGAAGUUGCAACUGAAAGCCUCCCGCCGCUGAUUCCCAUUGAGGAGGGCACCCUCCCAGAGGUUGCGCGGCCCGCCGCCACCGACGAAGCGGCAACUGCGGCCGCCUCUGCGGCCGAUGCUUCGAUGAAGAAGCCUCCGGUGAAGACCGAAAAGCUAGAGCUGCCACGGGCUGCCGUGGCGCAAGACAAAGCGGCACUUCCGAGCGUCUCGCGGAAGCCUGUUGCCACGCCGAGAGCUACUCUCCCAGGACGUAGGGUUCUAGGGCGUUUAGGGCUUUAG
Molecule: messenger RNA, 1143 nt
Organism: Symbiodinium necroappetens
Lineage: Eukaryota; Dinophyceae; Suessiales; Symbiodiniaceae
Source: the annotation of a GenBank genome assembly